This is a messenger RNA of Oryza brachyantha (malo sina), 1311 nucleotides long. Its product is annotated as LRR receptor kinase SERL2-like. Gene Ontology annotation, molecular function: protein binding. Bases 19 to 687 code for a protein of 222 amino acids. The record is from RefSeq and is a predicted model, not a curated record. NCBI's taxonomy places the organism in Eukaryota, Viridiplantae, Streptophyta, Magnoliopsida, Poales, Poaceae. The transcript has 7 exons.
UCCUACCCUUCCUCAACGAUGGAGGCGUCUUUCGUCUUCUUCUUCUUGCUGCUCGUGUUCGUCUCGUCCUCCCUUUCCACUGCCCUCCUCUCCACCAAUGGCUUCAGCACCGAAGUGCAAUCUCCGAUUGAGAUCAAGAACCUGCUCGAGGACCCCCAUGGCGUGCUCAAGAGCUGGGACAAGAACUCCGUCGAUCCGUGCAGCUGGGCCAUGAUCACCUGCUCGCCGGACUCCCUCGUCACUAGCCUGGAAGCCCCAGGCCAGCAUCUCUCCGGCCGGCUCGCCCCAAGCAUAGGCGACCUGACCAACCUUGAGACUGUAUUCCUGCAGAACAACAACAUAACUGGGCCAAUCCCAGCACAGAUUGGCAAGCUUGCGAACCUCAGGACGCUCGAUCUCUCCAGCAACAAAUUGUGUGGUGAAAUCCCCAGCUCCGUGGGACACCUUGGGAGGCUCCAUUACCUGAGGCUCAACAACAACACCCUGUCUGGUCCAAUCCCUUGUGAGUCAGCUAACUUGCCACACCUUUUCUUCCUGGAUUUGUCAUACAACAACCUGAGUGGUCCGAUACCGGGAUCACUGGCAAGGAGAUACAACCUAGUGGGAAACCCCCUCAUCUGCGAUGCCAACAGGGAGGAAAAUUGCUAUGGGACAGCGCCGAUGCCGAUGCCGAUGUUUUUUUUUUAAAAAAAAACUCAUGAUUUAUUCCAACUUAAACACAGAGUACAUGAGUGAUGUUUACAUUAAGAAGGGCGUUAUGCAACAGAAGCCCCAAAAAAGGGCAGGUUUCAACAGAUGAAGAACAUUUUGGCAAAGAUAAGAGAUUUGAGUAGAUGUUGCCGUAAGUCUGGCUUUGUUUGCUAGAUCAUGUGCGACCAAGUUUAGCUCCCUCGUCAUCCAGCUGAUAUGAAUUUCAUCAUCCUGUACCAUCAAGCGCAGUUGGAACCAAAAAGGUAACAGGGACCAGUGAAGAGGAUUGGAUAUGAAAUCAUUUCUCACAAUAGCCUGGACUAACGCCUUGUUAUCAGAAACAAAGCUAGUGUUGCUGAAACCAAGAACAGAACAAAGAUGAACAGCCAAAAUAAUUGCACCCAGUUCAGCCUGAAGAGGAGUGUUAUAAAUAGUCGACGAAGCUUGCAGGAAGAUUGCUUCAUUAGUGAGGCUGUUAUGCACAAAAAUUAGAUCCAAAAGAUACCUCCGUUUCAACUUUCAUAUUAUAAGGCGUUGGUUUGUCUUUUAAAUCAAACACGUGUAAGUUUAAACGUGUUUAUAGAAAAAUGCUUCGAUAUUUAUAAAUAAACAAAUAUCCUA